UCCCCCUCUCUCUCUCUCUCUCUUGACUCAGAGCAUGGCGGCGGUGGUGACUACGCGGGCGUGUGAGACCGAGGGCUGCAGUAAAGAAGCCAAACUGCAGUGUCCCACCUGUAUUAAACUCGGGAUACAAGGCUCAUAUUUCUGCUCUCAGGAAUGUUUCAAAGGCAGCUGGGGUACCCACAAACUGCUCCACAAGAAAGCAAAAGAUGACAAAAAGAGUGAGGAAAAUAACUGUGUGGAGAAAGAGGUCAACACAGAUCCCUGGCCUGGAUACAAGUACUCUGGGAAGCUGCGACCUCACUAUCCUCUGACAUCCAUGCGUCCUGUUCCAGGGCACAUUCAGAGGCCGGACUAUGCUGAUCACCCGCUGGGUAUGUCCGAGACGGAGCAGACCCUUAAAGGGACUUCACAAAUUAAGAUCCUUAAUCCUGAAGAGACUGAGGGCAUGAGAAUCGUCUGUAAGCUGGCGAGAGAGGUUCUCGACAUUGCUGCCAUGAUGGUAAAACCUGGAGUGACGACAGAAGAGAUUGAUCAUGCUGUACAUCUGGCAUGCACAGCACGGAACUGCUAUCCGUCUCCCCUCAACUAUUAUAACUUUCCAAAGUCCUGCUGUACUUCAGUUAACGAGGUCAUCUGCCAUGGAAUACCAGACCGCCGCACCCUACAAGAGGGGGACAUCCUUAAUGUGGACAUUACUGUUUUCCACAAUGGUUACCAUGGAGAUCUGAAUGAGACCUUUUUUGUCGGUGAGGUGGAUGAUGGGGCAAAAAGGCUGGUCCAGACUACAUAUGAAUGUCUUAUGCAAGCUAUUGAUGCUGUAAAGCCUGGUGUACGUUACCGGGAGCUGGGAAACAUUAUUCAGAAACAUGCGCAGGCUAAUGGAUUUUCUGUAGUGCGAAGUUACUGUGGGCAUGGCAUCCACAAACUCUUUCACACAGCACCCAACGUGCCACAUUAUGCAAAGAAUAAAGCUGUUGGAGUGAUGAAACCAGGACAUGUCUUCACGAUUGAGCCCAUGAUCUGUGAAGGUGGUUGGCAGGAUGAGACAUGGCCAGAUGGUUGGACAGCUGUUACUCGAGAUGGGAAACGCUCUGCCCAGUUUGAACACACACUUCUGGUGACCGAAACAGGUUGUGAGAUUCUCACUCGUCGAUUGGAUGAAAACGGUCGUGCUCACUUCCUGUCACAGAUGUAACAUGCUCGGGUGAGAACACAGGCCCUUCCAGCAGUGGACACAUCUGCUCCGCCCCUGUCACUGAUCAGCCAAUCACGUUGUGGUUCUCUGUUGGGCAGAAGAUUAUUGGCCAAGUGGCCAUAGUAAUGGAUUGUCUGAUUGGGCGAGAAGUGCAGAUUUGUUUAUUUAUGAAUUCGUCAUCUGAACAAUCGUAGGACUCAACUUGGAUUUAAUCAGACUGGAAGGCACUGACCUUCGACCUGCUUGCAGUGCCACCACCGUUUGUUUGGAAAUUUUGUGUGUGUGUGUGUGUGUGUGUGUGUGUGUGUGUGUGUGUGUGUGUGUGUGUGUGUGUGUGUGUGUGUGUGUGUGUGUGUGUGUGUGAAUAAGUACACAUUCUUUAAUGAAUGAGCAGUGUGUAAGUUCAAGAUAGUGUGUGUCCAAGUAUGAAUGGUAAGCCAUGUCAUGUGUUUCCAAAUGAUACCAAACAGACUGAUUAAUCAAAUCUUAUUGCAUUUUUCUCUUUCCAUUCUGGUUUAUCCCCAAAUACUCUCCGUUUACAAAAGAGUGCCUCACUACACACAAUGUCUCAAGUUCUACCAGAGUGCAUCAGACCCAUCUGUUGUGAUUUGUUUAAAUAUAAAUGAUAUGUGAGGGUGUAAUUCAUUUGUUAUUGGUUACUGUCGUACAGAACUGGUCUGCAGGGUUGAUCUUACAUUGCUAGGUUAUUGGUCAUUGGUGCUCAGUGUGUGUCUAAAACCCAGUCAAACCCAUUUCAUUGAUCUGCCUUUCACUGAUUCAAGUUGUAUUAAAGCAGAUUUGCCCUGUG
Clarias gariepinus (North African catfish) is the source of this 2003-nucleotide messenger RNA. RefSeq names its product methionyl aminopeptidase 1 (gene metap1). The record is from RefSeq and is a predicted model, not a curated record. NCBI's taxonomy places the organism in Eukaryota, Metazoa, Chordata, Actinopteri, Siluriformes, Clariidae. Gene Ontology annotation, molecular function: metalloaminopeptidase activity. Gene Ontology annotation, biological process: proteolysis. The transcript has 11 exons. The coding region runs from base 35 to 1195 and encodes 386 amino acids.